AUGUGGUAUGAACAUGACGGAGCUCAAGACCAUAGCACAGUUGUUGCGUGUGAUUGCCUGAACCGAACAUUCGGAGCUCAAUGGACCAGCAGAGAGGCUCUUCCUGAGUUCGAAGCUGUUCUUGGCUCCACAGCCAACUUGCCAUGCCAGGUGCCUCAAAGACCACCCGAGAGUGGAAUCAAGUGCAUAUUUUGGUACAAAGAUGAUGAGGUAAUGUCCGUCUACACAGUCGAUGCCAGAGAGGGAGGCCAAAACACUUUGCAUGUGCCAUCAGACAAGUUGCGAAGUAGAGCCUCUUUUGACCCUAAUCCAUGGCCUCCUGUUCUGAAGAUGGUAAAUAUCAAAGAGGGCGACGCCGGAGUGUAUUAUUGUAGAGUCGAUUACAGAUGGGACAGGACCUACAUGUAUACUGUAGUGCUGAAAGUCAUUGUUCCUCCACAGAAGCUCGUAAUUCUAAACGACCACGAUGAAGAGAUAAUUGGCACGGCGGGACCGUAUUUGGAGGGACAAAGUGUCAAGCUGACAUGUGAGGCUAUUGGAGGAAAGCCAAGCCCAUUUCUCUCUUGGUGGAGAUCUGGUGAGCCAUUGAAAGGAGGAGCACCUGUUUCAUUGCAUGGACAAGUGCGAAGUGACUACACAUUCAUUCCACGAAGAUCUGACCUUCAUACUGCUCUGACCUGUAAAGCUGUCAACAAUAAUAUCACUGCUCCUAACACAGUAUCCGUGCAGAUUGAUUUGUAUUUGAAGCCAUUGGAUGUCAGCGUUUCCCCCAAGAAAUCAAGUUUAACAGCAGGUCGUAAGGUGGAAGUGAGAUGUUACUCCGGUGGCUCUCGUCCUGCUUCCCGCAUGUCCUGGUUCCUGGACAACGAGCCCCUCUCCAACCACACGGAGCUCUUGUCAAUAGAUGCCAACAGGACAACGAGUAUAUUGACAUUUUGGCCCUCAAGAAGCGAUCACAAGAAGUACCUCCGAUGCAGAGCUGAAAAUUUCCUUUUGAGUGGAUCGGCUUUGGAAGAUGGGUGGCAUCUCAAUAUCACUUAUGUUCCUCAGGUAUCCUUGACUGUUCGGAGUUCAACAAAACAGCAACAUUCCACAUUCUUGGAAGGAGAUGAUGUACGCUUUACCUGCGAUAUUAAGGCCAAUCCAUCUGCAAAUGAAGUGGGUUGGUAUUUCGAUGGCAAACCCCUCAAACCUGAUCCUGAAACGAUAGUGAGUUAUCGAAGUCUACUCAUCCGUAGAGUCCAGAGGAAACACAGGGGACGAUACCAGUGCUAUGCAAACAAUGCUGAAGGGAUUGGAAUCAGUCGUGUUAUUAAUCUGAGGGCAAUGUACGCUCCCGUCUGCAGAGAAGAUUUAAAAAGAUCUUAUUCAGUAAAAGUGGAUGAAAUGGAACGAAUCGAAUGUCAGGUAGAUGCUGAUCCAUCGAAAGUCAAUUUCAAGUGGAGUUUCAGCAAUGCUGCCGAUCGUCACUACAACGUCUCCUUCACCAGUGCUGGUUUACGAAGUGUCGCCACUUACAUUCCCCGCUCCGCAAGGGAUUAUGGGACACUGUACUGCUGGGGCAAGAAUUCCGUUGGAGAACAACAAAUGCCGUGUAUAUUUACCAUCAUACCCAUAGGUCCGCCUGAAGCGCUUGAAAAUUGCACCUCGGCAAACGUCACGUCAUCAUCGGUGACAAUUUUAUGUGUAAGGGGCCCACGACAAGAUGCAGAUCUGAAAUAUAACUUGGAAAUGUUCAUGGAUGACAGGCCAGAGAAGAUAUACUCAACAAGUAGUCCAAGACCGUAUUUUGUAGUGAAUAACUUAGUAAAUGGCACACUGUAUAUUUUUGCAGUUUAUGCUGUCAACCAUAAUGGAAGGAGUGAUCCACAUACAGUAAAAGUAUGGACCAAACGCUUACCUACCGAGGAAAGAGUUUUCAGAGAACCGGAUGCUUUAGAAAAUAGUGCAAGUGAUCACUUCUGGAUUGGACCCAGUUUAUUAAUUGCUGUUGCCCUUUGCUGUUUUUUAAUUUUUGCUGCAGCAGCCAUUUGGUCGAAACUUCGAGGUGGACCUGGAUGUCAAAAAUGUAAAGAAAUACCAAAGCAAAUUCACUUUAAGAAAAGCUUUUCCAAGGGGAUGAAAAGUAACAAAAAUUACAUAGAUAGAAUGCCUGAAGGGUAUGAAAAACGCACUCCUUGCAUUUGAGAAAAACUCAUUAUUGUCCCCGAUAUGUGUUAUAUUGAUAGUUGCUUGAUGUGUUGCUAAUGUAAGAUCUACUUCCAUUUGUGUCAUUAAUGUGGAAAAACAGACAUAUGUCAUAAAAUUAAUGAUUGUAAAAAGUUUGAAGACCAAACUAUUCGAGAAACUGAUUUCAUUUGAAAUGAUUGUCAUUAUAUUGCAGUUAAUGCAAUCAUGAUUUAUCAUUUAUCAAACAUUUUUUUGUAAUAUUUAUAAUUAAUCAAUGACAUUCAUAUCAAUAAUCACACAUAAUGGCUGCACUAAUGUUACUGCUAAGAAAUCUCCACCUAUAUAUUACCAUAUUUGUUUGUAUAAUAUUUGAAUAAAUGUAAAUAUAUGUAUGUAUGUAUUUCCCUUAUAAACAUAUGUAGUAAUCUAUUGUUCGCAUGUAGUAUAGAAUACUUAAACGUAGGAUGUGCAUUUU
Molecule: messenger RNA, 2644 nt
Organism: Argiope bruennichi
Lineage: Eukaryota; Metazoa; Arthropoda; Arachnida; Araneae; Araneidae
Product: synaptogenesis protein syg-2-like
Exons: 11
Coding region: 1-2187 (728 amino acids)
Molecular function (GO): protein binding
Source: RefSeq, a predicted model, not a curated record